AUGGAAAUUAUCUUUAAAUCCACAGAUGGAGAUAGCCUUACUGCACAAGAGGUAUCAUAUCCACCAAAUGGAUAUGGGUUCACAACAUGGGAUAGAGACAAUGAUGGAUCAUCCAAUAUAAAUUGUGGAGAGAUAGAACAUGCUGGAGACAGUCUUACUGCACCAGAUGUAACAUAUCCACCAAAUGGAUAUGGGUUCUCAACAUGGGAUAGGGACAAUGAUGGAUCAUCCCAUAAAAAUUGUGGAGAGAUAGAACAUGCUGGUUGGUGGUUCAACUUGUGUACUGAGGGCAACCUAAAUGGGAAGUAUUACAAUGGUGGAAUGAUUGAAAAUGACGGGAUAUACUGGGAAGCUUGGAAACUGUCGUAA
This is a messenger RNA of Mytilus trossulus (common blue mussel), 369 nucleotides long. Its product is annotated as fibrinogen-like protein 1. The transcript is spliced from 3 exons. NCBI's taxonomy places the organism in Eukaryota, Metazoa, Mollusca, Bivalvia, Mytilida, Mytilidae. Bases 1 to 369 code for a protein of 122 amino acids. The record is from RefSeq and is a predicted model, not a curated record.